Messenger RNA from Sphaerodactylus townsendi, 2469 nucleotides. RefSeq names its product cyclic nucleotide-gated cation channel beta-1-like. Lineage: Eukaryota; Metazoa; Chordata; Lepidosauria; Squamata; Sphaerodactylidae. The coding region runs from base 97 to 1005 and encodes 302 amino acids. The transcript has 13 exons. The record is from RefSeq and is a predicted model, not a curated record.
AGGAAGUCAAGGACUUUUAAGUAGCAUCCUCAAUACAUGAUAAAGUAUCCAGUGAGAUAUUUUGUUGGUCUUGCCGCUCUCUCUGGCCUCCUUUGAAUGGGAGAACGUUUUAUGACAAGAGAAGGACCUGUGGGUGAUUGGAAGAUGGCUGGUGGCAGGAUGCUUGGUUGGAUUGAGAAAGUGGUGCCACAGCCUCCUGUAAACUCUUCUGUGCCAGUGGUCGUGGAGAAAGAUGCCAAGCCUGAAUCAAAAGCAAAAGAAACCAAGUCUGGACAUGCUCAGCAGCCAUUGGAAGGACAUUCUAGCCAUCCGGCAGCAGGUUCAGAAAAAAAAGAAGUCGUAGCUCCUGCUCCAGCAUUGCCAACAGAAAGAUCUGGACAAAAGGUUCUCACCUGGCUGUCUCAGGGCCUGGGGAAAGCCAUGCCACAGCCAUUACAGCCUGCCACCAUGCUCCAGGCAGAAGUGAAGACCUCGGAUGCCUGUAGCCAGACAGAUGCCCCGAAUGUGGAGUAUGAAGACAGACAGGCUCCUUCAGUUCCAGAGACAAGUGACCCCAGUGGUGGGGAGGGAGAACUCCAGACCAGCUCAGAUAACGGUGCCCCAGAAAAAACUGGUGCAAAAAAAGUGUUCACUCGGUUCAUGGAAGGGUUUGAAAAAAUCGUACCUCAGCCGGAAAAUGUGAAAAAGACUGUGGAAGCAACCCCAGAGGAUCGUACAGCAGAUCAGGGCAACAUGAAAGGGAGCAGUAAAGAGAUGCCCCAGAAGGAAAUUUCCCCAACAAAGCCUCUGGCCCAGCACCGGGCUUCUACCGACAGCCAGUCUAGAAUGAGUGUCUCGCUAUUUCCUCAAACACUUGGUGGAAACGGAGGCAGCAGCAUAUUCAAGCGGUUUAUGCACGGACUGGAAAAAGCGAUUCCACAGCCUGCGAGCAAAGAAAAGCAAGAUGAACAGUCUUCAGAAGCUGGUGGCCUGGGUCCGGGGCAAGAAAGAAGCAAAGGGGCUUAAGUGCGUCUGAACCAAAUGAAGACUCCAGAGAUUCUCCUUGUACAAAGCAAAUGAACCCUCCCUGGACUGAAAGGCACAUGUUGAAAUAGAAAGAAAAGACUUGGCACGCUUCCCCCUUUUCACUCCUUACUGAAAUAAAUCCUGGCUUAAUGUGCAAUCCACACCUGUGGUGGAGACCAUUUUAUUGAGCAGUUGUGUAUCAAAUGAGUGACUUCUGUGGCAAAUAGGAAGGUGAAAAUGAGAUUGUUUAACGGAUAAACAAGCACUGGGCUUCUCCAUAUCUGCCACACCAAAUAUCCUGGGAGAGACUAUGGCUCAGUGGCAUAGAGUAUACAGUUUGGAUGAAGUGUUCAGGUUCGACUUCCGGCAUCUCCAGCUAAAGCAGUGGUUCUCAACCUGGGGAUCGUGACUCCUUUGGGGGUCGAAUGACCCUUUCACAGGGGUCAGCUAAGACUCUCUGCAUCAGUGUUCUCCAUCUGUAAAAUGGAUAAAUGUUAGGGUUUGGGGUCACCACAACAUGAGGAACUGUAUUAAAGGGUCGCGGCAUUAGGAAGGUUGAGAACCACUGAGUUAAAGGAUCGUAAGUAUUUGGACAGACUUCUUUCUAGCAGAGACUGCCUGUCGAAGUAGAUGGUGCCCAACUUCAUGGGCCAGUAGUCUGACAUAAUGUAAAGCAACUAAAUAUGUUCAUUUGUCAUCCAAAGGAUCUUUCCAAGACUGCAUUUGCAGGGAUGUUUCACUGCUCCUUGACUUCCAAACUGGAGUAUGCAGGCUGUGGAGUAUGCAGGCUGUGCUCCCACACUUUGCUUCAAUAUUUCAUAAACUUGAUAUAUUCUAAUCUUUUUGGAAAGGUUACAGCCCAAGUGAGUUAGGUCAUUUAUGCGCCUAAAUUCUCUCUGAGUCAGAUUCUUGGUUGCACUUGUUUUUUUCACUCCCAGACUCACUGCACUGCAGAUCAGAGAAUCCACACAGUUUCAGAAAACAGGACUAGUGUGAUUUUUCUCCUGCCUUUUCAGGGAAAGCAAAGAAGAUGACCCUGCAUUACUUUCUUCUUGGGUUUUCUCAUUCUUUCCCCCUACCCCAGUUUUGCCAUUUCAGACCUAUCAGAAGGGCUUUUAAUUUUUUUUGUUUUAAGUCUAAAUGUCUAUCAAUGGAGCAAUGGGCCCUGCCAGUGAAGUAAUGCUGGAAAGAAGUCACCCCCCCCGAAAAACACUUUACAACAGCCUUGUUGUGUAGUCCAAUAUUAUGUAUUCAGCAAGCAACACCUCAGACAUUGUAGGCAGCCUUCUUUGUGAUGUGAUGGAAUUGUUCCAGAGGGCUGUAUUUAUAAAAGGAAUGUAGUGUCAAUGUCUGAAAAUCAUUUUCCUUUUUAUUAAAUGUAUUAUGCUAGUUUUAUUUUUAUGGUUCUCCAAGUUGUAUUCCAGUUUAGUACUGUUUGUUGUAUUAAAAUACUGGUCUUUGUUC